Molecule: messenger RNA, 706 nt
Organism: Polistes canadensis
Lineage: Eukaryota; Metazoa; Arthropoda; Insecta; Hymenoptera; Vespidae
Product: methylenetetrahydrofolate reductase
Exons: 3
Biological process (GO): tetrahydrofolate interconversion
Cellular component (GO): cytosol
Molecular function (GO): methylenetetrahydrofolate reductase [NAD(P)H] activity; FAD binding
Source: RefSeq, a predicted model, not a curated record
UAGAUUUUUCGCAGAGAUGGACAAAUAUUCUCCUGUAUUUUAUGCUUUAACUUGGAAUACUAGGAGUGUCACAAAUUUUUAUUUACCUUUGAAUAUUGUUAAACAGUUUCCUCCUAAUACAUUAUUACAUGUAGCAGCUAAAGGUUUAAAACGAUGUAAUGUAGAAGCAAUAUUAAAAAAAGCUUAUAAUCUUGGAAUAAGAAAUAUUUUUGCUCUUUUAGGAGAUUCGAUACUUGAAAAAGAUGGUGAUUUUCCACAUGCCAUUGAUUUAGUUAAAUUUAUUAGAUCACAUUAUGGUAAAGAAUUUAGUAUUUGUGUUGCGGGUUAUCCUAAUAUGCAUCCGUUAUCACCAAGCAAAGAUCUUGAUCUCUUUUAUUUAAAAGCAAAAGUUGACGCAGGUGCAGAUUUUAUUAUAACGCAAAUAUUUUUCGAAUCCAAUACUUUUAUAAGCUUUGUCAAUGACUGUAGAAAUAUUGGAAUAACAGUUCCAAUUAUUCCUGGAAUCUUUCCUAUAUUGGAGUACAAAUCUUUAAAAAGAAUGACUAAUAUCUGUCAAUUAAAUAUACCAAAUAAUAUAUUAAAUCAUUUAGAAACAAUAAAGGAUAAUGACGAAGAAGUUAAAGAUUUUGGAAUUGAAUUAACAAUCAAUUUAAUUAAGGAUAUCAUUGAAUGUCAAGCUUCUUAUGGUUUUCAUUUCUUUACAUUA